CGGAAGAACGUGGACCUGUUGUUUCGAUAUCCAGACACAAUCAUCUUCCAUACACCUGGAAGCACAUGGACCUGUUGUAUGAUCAAGAAGUAUUUAUAAUGGUACAGUUGGUUCAUUCCAACAGUUUGAAGGCAGUUCAUACAAUAUGGUGUCAGGUGUUGGAAGAGAGGUCAUGUUGGCUACUUCCUGUGCGUCACCUAAUGGUUGUAGGUGUGAGGUUUGUGGGAAGAUCUUCACAGACCCAGGCACCAAGAAGGCCCACAAGGAAGCCAUCCAUGACAAUGUCACCUACCUCUGCCCGUGUGGCAAAGUCUACAAAUAUCGCUGUGGCUUCCGGAAACACAGACAGAGUUGCUCACAGGCCUUGGGUGCAGAUCCUAUCAAGCAGUAUAAUUAUUACCCUUGAGGGUUCCGACUUCGAGGAAAUCCUGGAACUGCCCAUCAUUCAAACCCAAAUAUGCCUGGCCUGUCCCUCCGUCCAGGGGACGGGACUCACAUGGCGCCGGGAAUAUUUGAAAAGGAUUUAGACUUCAGUUUACUCAUGCAAACUUCCCGAUUGUCUGAAAUUCCCCAGGAUCAGGCAGGGUAUAGGUGUGACAUUUGUGGCAAGAUCUUCACAGAUCCAGGCACUAGGAAGGCCCAUAAAGAAGCUAUUCAUGACAAUGUGACGUACUCGUGUCCCUGUGGGAGGGUGUACAAGUACCGGUGCUCCUUCAGGAAGCAUCGACAGACCUGCCCACAAGGCUUGGGGUCGGACCCCAUCAAGAAUUACAAUGUUGAUCUGUCAGGGUGAUGGUAGGCCACAAAGAUUGUUCGGAUAGCUCAUGAGUUAGAAGAUAUAGGCAGACAGACAUGCUCACAGACUUGGUGGAAGACCAUGAUGCAUACUGAUAAGGGUGACUGGAUGUUACAGUGAUAGGGUUAUGAGUCAUGAAGCAUAGGCUAGAUUUAUCUAAGGUUCCAAACUAGGCAAAUGGAAUGGUGGAAGCAUAUUGUGGUUAUUUGCUGGACAGUAUGGUACUUGGAUUGCUGGUGUCAUAU
This is a messenger RNA of Haliotis rubra (blacklip abalone), 1041 nucleotides long. RefSeq lists its product as uncharacterized. Bases 66 to 527 code for a protein of 153 amino acids. The transcript has 3 exons. NCBI's taxonomy places the organism in Eukaryota, Metazoa, Mollusca, Gastropoda, Lepetellida, Haliotidae. The record is from RefSeq and is a predicted model, not a curated record.